Molecule: messenger RNA, 4320 nt
Organism: Penicillium nucicola
Lineage: Eukaryota; Fungi; Ascomycota; Eurotiomycetes; Eurotiales; Aspergillaceae
Product: ankyrin repeat domain-containing protein
Exons: 1
Coding region: 1-4320 (1439 amino acids)
Molecular function (GO): protein binding
Source: RefSeq, a predicted model, not a curated record
AUGGCUUUAGAUAACACCAAGCUCCUCCAAACCCUCGAAAAAGCAACAGAGCUCAAGCUCUGUCCAAAUCGCCUUUGGGCAGUUGCGGGGGAGAAUUUACCAAACAUUUUCCCAAACUUCAACUCAGUCGCUUCCUUGACAAAGCAGCAGCGCAGUCACCCAGACUACAAGGACCACGGACAAUGUACAUCCGACUUUUGUGAAUACUCCCAACGUGAUUUCAGCGCGGUGCAACAGCGUCAUGAAUGCAGAGACGCCAAAUGUAGACCAUUGCGAAGUCAAUUCCCGAGGUAUGCAUUAGACCGUGCUGCGCGCGAUGGCACCUCAACGGUUUGGGCAUUGAACGGGAUCUCGUUUCUCAAAUCGCCUGUGCCCUACAUGGCUAUUUCCCACGUCUGGUCCGACGGGACCGGAACUGGGGCUUGGAAAGACGGCGCUGUCAACCAGUGUUUAUAUGCUUUCUUCCGGGAUAUCGCGGAGAAGUUUGAAUGCGAGGGGAUAUGGUGGGAUACCCUUUGCAUUCCUCGUGAAAAGGCGGCUCGGAAUAAGGCUAUUCAAAAGAUUCAAGUCAAUUACGAGGAUGCGCGGAUUACCCUGGUACAUGACUGUUUUCUUCGGAAUUGGGAGUGGGACCCCAAAACUGCUUGCUUUGCUAUCCUUAUGUCGCCUUGGUUUAGUCGAGGCUGGACGGCGCUUGAAUUGACCAAGUCACGGAAAGUCAAAGUCAUUUUUAAGGGGCGUGAAGGGCCUGUUAUCAAGGAUCUAGAUGAAGAGAUCUUAGCGAAGGAGGGCAGUGAAGACACUGAAAUUGCUCGAAAAAAUGCAUCUCAGAUCAUUCGAAAUCUCCGUGGCGAGGUUACAAGCCUAAACGACCUUUUAAGCGUGUUAGGAGCAAGAUAUACGUCUUGGCCAAAGGAUAUGGCUACUAUCUCUGCGCUUUUAGUCGGUGUGAAGCCUCAAGAGCAGCAACAGGAGACAUACAAGAGUAUUGUCAAAAGAUUCGGACGGAUCGCACCUGGCCAUCUUUUUCACAACACCGCUACCAUGUCCAAGGGCUUACGUUGGUGUCCGGCCAACUUGUUUCACAUUCCAUUGGACUCAUCACCCGCCUCUCUGGUUGUUUCUCAAGAAGGGCAUGUUUCUGGAAGCUGGCGUUUGAGUCGUGUGAGAUCUGGGCUUGUAAGUGAUUGUUGGUGGGGUGACACCCAUGCUCUGGUAAGACUUCAGAUCCAAAGCGCACUCGAAACUCCUCAAGAUUGUCGACUCUUGGCCGAACGCGGCACGAACUUAAUCGAACGAGCUUUGCUUGUAAAAAAGAUGAAGUUAAAUGACUGCUACCAAUAUAUCGGGGCGGUGUACUUCCGCCAGGCACUGGAUGCAAGCGCGGACAACUGGGUUGAAAAGGAAGUUAUAAUAUCGGGCUAUAUGGAUCAUGAGCAAGAAGGAGACUCGGCAAGCACGAGCGAUGAAGAUGAUAUCAACGUGGAUGACAGAAAUAUUUCUGAGGGCAUUCACAAGCCUGAAAGAUUGCGCAGUGCGAUAUGGCGGGGAGAUUGGCAUACGUUUAAUUAUCUCAAGGAAUGCAGCCUCUUGGAUGCGCCGGACGAGAUCGGACGUCGACCGCUACAUCUCGCAGCCGAACGAGGACAUAUAAAGAUGGUCCAGGUUUUACUAGACUCCGGAGCCACUCCAAGCCUACAGUGUGAUCAGGGCCGCACUGCCUUACACAGUGCUGUUUGGGGAGGUUCUGCUGCCAUCGUGCAGCUGUUGCAAGAAAGGAUUGAUGAUAUGACGCAAGACAAGGAUGGAAAUAUCGCACUGCAUAUUGCAGCCCAGAUGGGAGCUGCAUCGGUCGCAGAACUUCUCAUCAAUAAAAGCACCAUCAAUGCGGCGGGUUUCAAUGAUCUGACGCCACUUCAUUUCGCUGUUAUAAAUGGUCACAAGGAAGUGAUUGAGUCGCUGAAAUAUGCCAACCUCAGUACCAGCGAUAGAAGGCUUGGUUUGACGCCCUUGCAUUGUGCGGUCGGAAACGGACACAAAGCGAUAGUUGAACUCCUGAUCGAUUACGGCGCCGAACUCACUGAAAAUGGCAACCUGGCUGGUUGGACACCUGUGCAUAUUGCUGCAAUCAAUGGUGAACGAUCGUGCCUCAAUGCUUUACUUGACGCAGGUGCCGAUGGGACAGCCGAGGAUAAAUUUGGCUGGACACCUCGACAAUUCGCAGAGAUAAAUGGGCAUACAGAGCUACUGGAAUUUCUACCCGGCAGUCCAGCCGAUAGCGUCUCAAAAGAUUCACACAAUUGGACUCCGCUGCACUGUAAGGCCAUCAAUAAGGAUGAUGGUAUAGUUAAGAUGUUGACAUCCAAGGAUGUUGAUGCAUAUCUAACCCUACCGGGGCAGAGUUGGCAGUCGCCACUUCAAUUUGCGGCAGAGAACGAGCUCGGAACCGCCCUGCAGUGGCUCUUUCAGAAAGGGUUUCAGAAGGAAACAGAAUCUCAAAAACUUACGCUGUUCUGGGCUGCUGCAAAUGGCUGCAAGGAGUUUGCCCAUCUGCUGCUCGAUCAGGGUGCCCACAAAGAGGGAAACAGCCGGAUAAAGGCAACGCCACUAUUGAUCGCUUGUCAUCAUGGACACGACUCGAUAGUACAAGUGCUACUAGAAGCCGGUGCAAACAAAGAAAGAAGAAGUUCGCUGGGAAAGACCCCACUACAUGUUGCUGCUCUUCGCGGACACGAAGCAGUAGUCUUGCUACUGCUGGACUUUGGCGCCAAUAAGCUAGCCGUGUCACAUUCCCGCAGAACUCCCUUAUUCUAUGCUGCCCAUCGUGGGCAUGAGGGCGUGGUGCGGCUUUUACUAGAUGUUGGUGUCCCAAAGGAUGGGCGCACAGGAGACAGCAAAACUCCUUUACAAGUCGCUGCUAGGGCCGGGCAUGAGAAGGUUGUUCGGUUACUACUCGAGGCUGGCGAGACUGGUCCCCCUUUGAAGUCGGAUGCCAGUGAUCGCUCUAAUGAGUGGGAAGAUACAAGUGAGGCUCACAACCUCCCAUCAGAUGUCAGUUUCGAUAACAGCUAUGAGGCCAGUGAUGUCGGUAGGUAUGAUACGGAUGUUAGUGUGGAUGACGGGAGACAAAGUGUCAGUGAAGGCACCAAUGAGAGUGCCAGUGAGCCUUCUAGACUGGAUUCCGGUGAAUAUUCCGAUGGAGAUGAGAACUAUUCCGAUGGAGAUGAGAACUAUUCCGAUGGAGAUGAGAACUAUUCCGAUGGAGAUGAGAAUGAUGACAGUUAUUAUGAGUAUUAUGACUCCGAUGAGAGUCUUACCGAUGACAGAAUUCAGCAUGGCAUGGACAGGGACCCAGGUUACUACGUGAUGCAUCGAAUACUUGCCAGGCGCACGCCCCUCAACCUCGCUGCUAAAUCCGGACACAGCGAAGCCGUGCGGCUAUUGCUAGACGCCGGUGGUGAGAGUGCUCAAGGUCUUUAUCUUCAGGUAGCACUCCUCUCCGCUGCUAAGAAAGGCCACAGGGAGACGGUGCGUCUACUGGUUGAGGCCAACGCCGGGAUUGCAGCGGAGGACAACAACACGGCAACAGCUCUCUUCUGCGCAGCCACACAAGGGAAUACAGAGGCGUUGAAGCUCCUGAUAGCAGCCGAGAGCGGCAACGGGAAUGCCCAUCUCCAGCUCCCACUAUGUGCCGCAGCUGCACAGGGCUAUGAGGAGGCAGUACGUCUGCUUCUUGAUGCUGGGGCCAAUAUAGCGACUGCACGAUAUGGUGAUUACGCGCUGUUAUCCCUCUUGGCCAUUAGAGGCAAAGCACGGGUCUUGAAAAUGCUGAUUGACACGGGAGCCGAUGUCAAUGAAUAUGAAGAAGGCAUUCCCCCGCUCUCAGCCGCUGCUACGACAGGAGAAGAGGAGGUGAUGCGUCUGCUGGUCGAUGCCGGCGCUGAUGUCAAUGAUGUCCACCAAGGGGCUACGGCACUAUACUUGGCAGCUCGGCGGAAUAAUAUUUCGAGUGUACAGUUCCUCCUUGAAGAGGGUGCCGAUGUCGAUUUGAUGUCUGGAGAACGCUUUUCCCCACUCUUAUGCGCUGCCGACAAAGGACACGACGCAGUGUUACGCCUACUGCUCCAUGCUGGCGCCGAUAUUCAUCGAUAUGAUACAUCACCACUCCUAUGCGCUGUCGAGAAAGGGCAUGAGGCUGUCGUAAGGUUGCUACUUGAGGCUGGAGCUGAUAAGGAAGUCCGAGGUUAUCAGGGCCGAACGGCGCUUGACUAUGCCAGAUUGAUGGGACAUUAUGCGAUUAUCAAGCUUCUUGCCCCAUGA